CGCGCGUGGUGACGUCACGCAGAGGGGCGUGGCCUGGCGGGCCGGAAGGGGACCGAGCAUCUUCUGCGAGAGGGACCGAGCCGGUAGGGAGGCGGCACCUGAAGCUCCGGUUUGGCCGGAGGAAAGCGGACACACGCCCCAGCGUUACAUCCCCAUGGGGUUUCUGUGGGAAGACCUGGAUUCCCAACCUAAGGCGUUUCUGUUUUCUCCCUUUUUACCACUUUGAUUCCAACCUUCAAUUAGAAGUGAGUCAUCUCGUUUUCUGCAUAACCCUUCUUUUUGGCACUGAGUUUGUGGACAUCUCCUGCGCACUAUGCCUAAAGUUGUGUCCCGGUCAGUUGUCUGCUCCUACACCCGAGACCGGGAGGAAUACGAGGACGGCGAGAAGCCCCUCCACAUCUACUACUGUUUGUGUGGCCAGAUGGUUCUGGUGCUGGACUGUCAGCUGGAGAAAUUGCCCAUGAGGCCCAGGGAUCAGUCCCGGGUGAUCGAUGCUGCCAAACACGCCCACAAGUUUUGUAACACGGAAGACCAGGAGACUACGUACCUCCGCAGGCCGGAAGGCAUUGAACGGCAGUACAGAAAGAAGUGUGCCAAGUGCGGACUGCCGCUCUUCUACCAGUCCCAGCCAAAGAAUGCUCCUGUGACCUUUAUUGUGGAUGGAGCAGUAGUCAAGUUUGGCCAGGGUUUUGGGAAAAUGAAUAUGUAUCCUCCGAAGCGAGAGCCUCCCAAGAAGGUGAUGGUGACCAAACGAACGAAAGACAUGGGCAAGUUCAGUUCUGUCACUGUGUCGACUAUUGAUGAAGAGGAAGAGGAGAUUGAGGCCAGGGAGGUGGCUGACUCGUAUGCACAGAAUGCCAAAGUGAUUGAAAAACAGCUGGAGCGCAAAGGCCUGAGCAAAAGGCGGCUGCAGGAGCUGGCUGAGCUAGAAGCCAACAAAGCGAAAAUGAAGGGGACUUUGAUUGACAACCAGUUCAAAUGAUCAGGACCGUUCUCUGAACCCAGACUAAAGGCAAGCAUGUAGACCAGGAGGCAAACGAACUUUUUCUUGACUGCAUGGACUGGUUCCUACCUUUCUGCCCCAGCAAAAGGCCUGAUGUUGCUUCCUAUAUUCAAUGAGGUCUUUGAAUCCAUCUGACCUACUUUCUAGAAAUGAAUUUU
Molecule: messenger RNA, 1161 nt
Organism: Pipistrellus kuhlii (Kuhl's pipistrelle)
Lineage: Eukaryota; Metazoa; Chordata; Mammalia; Chiroptera; Vespertilionidae
Product: STING ER exit protein-like
Exons: 2
Coding region: 314-982 (222 amino acids)
Source: RefSeq, a predicted model, not a curated record